This is a messenger RNA of Folsomia candida, 2274 nucleotides long. It is a transcript of the gene Pus1, whose product is annotated as tRNA pseudouridine synthase A. Gene Ontology annotation, molecular function: RNA binding; pseudouridine synthase activity. The transcript is spliced from 4 exons. The coding region runs from base 479 to 2119 and encodes 546 amino acids. The record is from RefSeq and is a predicted model, not a curated record. Lineage: Eukaryota; Metazoa; Arthropoda; Collembola; Entomobryomorpha; Isotomidae. Gene Ontology annotation, biological process: tRNA pseudouridine synthesis; mRNA pseudouridine synthesis. Gene Ontology annotation, cellular component: nucleus.
ACAAAAAAUUAAAAAGCUACAAAUAUAAGGCUGGAUUUUGUAGUGUGAAUAAAUUAGAAGCCGACAUAAAUUCUUAUAACGCAGUAUUUGGGAAUGAAAGCAUAGUGAAAGAUGCUUUCCGUCACAAUUUGAGGCUUGUUUUUGCACGAGAUCAAUCCAUUCUGCUAUGAGAUCAGUGUGGGAAGAAUGUGGUAUGAAUUUUACUCAUUUGCAUUGCAGCAUGUGCGGCGUGUAGCGAUAAAAAUUAAUAAUUUGUACCACUGUUUUGUACAUUAAUAAAACUUUUGACUUUAUCUUUGGAUAAACGUUUGCCGCAAAAUAAAGGCAAACUGGCACAUAGUGAAUGUACGUUAUUAACUUGUUAAUUGAGCGCAUAAUUUUUUGCACUGCUAAAUCCGACCAGAAAGAAUCAAUUCAACAGUAACAGAACAAACUAUACAACGACAUACCAUUUUGCGUGGACAUUGAUUUUGUGUGAAUGGCGACAAAUUUAUCCGUCAAAACGUCCCGAUUGGUCGUUGGCCUUUUCUCGAACAUUCGAACCCUGACACACCAUAAUCACUGCUCACCCAGCAUUGCAUUGUGGUCAAGGUCACUGGAGAAUAUUUGUCCCCUUAACAGAUCACCGUUCCUCCCUCCUUUGAGACACUUCACAGCAAAGUUCGAUAUGGAGAAAGAUCCCAAGAUCAGUUUGUCACCUUCUUGUGAAACUGUUCAAAUUCAAACUGAAAAGGACGUUGAAACAAUUACAGAAUCAGUAACAACAAACGUAAAUGACAAAACAAUUGGAGAACAAGAUUCAAAUAUUGGGCUAGUCACGAACGAUGAGAAAGUUGUAGCACCCCCAGAAAAGAAAGAAUAUCUCCGCCGCAGGAAGAUGGUUUUAAUGCUAAGCUAUUGUGGACAAAGCUAUUUUGGAAUGCAGCGCAAUCCUGGGACGAAAACCAUCGAAGAUGAUCUUUUACAAGCCCUCCUCAAAGCGGGAUACAUUGAUGAGGAAGCUUCUAAAUUACCACGAGUCAUGCAGUUUCAAAGAGCAGCUCGAACUGAUAAACACGUCUCAGCUGCGAGGCAAAUCGUCUCCAUGAAAAUGCCUGACACCAUCGACGUCGCAAAGGUCAAUUCGUUCCUCCCUGCAGAAGUUCGAGUUAUGGGAGUAAAAAAAGCUACCAAGGGAUUCGACUGUAAAACUAAUUGCGAUGGGAGAACAUACAUGUACAUGAUUCCUUCUUUUGCGUUUGUACCCAUUGAUCAAAGCGUGACUGAAGAUUACAGAAUAAAUGAACAAGUACUUACCAGCCUGAGAGCUAUUUUAGAAAGUUAUGUGGGAACUAAGAAUUUUCACAACUUCACUUCACGGAGGAAACCAACGGAUCCGAGUUCCAAGCGAUAUAUCAUUUCUUUCACCGCAUCGGAACCAUUUAUGAAGGACGGUCUGGAAUAUUUAAUCUUGCGAGUGAAAGGACAAAGUUUUAUGUUGCAUCAAAUCCGUAAAAUGAUUGGAUUGGUGGUCGCCUACAUGAGAGGAUUUGCAGGAAAAGAUACGUUUGCGAAAGCUUGGGAGUCGGAGAGAAUUGACAUCCCAAAAGUACCUGGAGUGGGUCUUGUCCUAGAUCAUGUUCACUACGAACGAUACAAUCAGCGGUAUGGCAGUGACGGGAUGCACUCCCUCCUAACAUGGGAUGAAUUUUCGGACCAAGUUGAAGAGUUUUGCCAAACUUAUAUUUAUCCUGUCAUAACAAAGUCAGAGAAUGAAGAAAAGUCAAUGUUUGAAUGGCUUACGACACUUCCGUAUCACACGUACGAUAUGCGAGAAACGAAUAGAGACCCAAAUAUCAAAAAUAUUAGUUUUGAAGAUGGAGAUGGCAGGGGGACGCCGAGAGAAUACAGCAAGAUUGGUCAGGCUGGACUUAUGGCGAAUGGAGGACGUCCAUUAGAAGAAGAUGAAGAUGAAGGCGACGAUUCGGAUGGGGAUGAUGUUCGUAAAAGCCGUAAAAGAGAUUCUUCUCGUUCCAAGAAUGAGAAAGUCAAAUCCGAUAUGAAUAAUGAUGAGGAUAAUGACGAUGACACUGAAUUUGUUCAAGCAGAAUUAGCAAAACGGAAAAAAGCUAUCUCCUAGAUCUUUUUACUAUUGCAUUUGUUUAUUAUACGAAUUAGAGCCCAUGUAUAUAUGUAUGUAGGAAUAUGUAUUAUGUAUAAGCAAACACAUUUCAGAUUAUCGGCUAAAAUAUUAUAGUAAUAAUAAAUGUAUUGUUUGAUACUUUUAAUUUCUAA